Schistosoma haematobium is the source of this 240-nucleotide messenger RNA. RefSeq lists its product as uncharacterized. Bases 1 to 240 code for a protein of 79 amino acids. NCBI's taxonomy places the organism in Eukaryota, Metazoa, Platyhelminthes, Trematoda, Strigeidida, Schistosomatidae. The record is from RefSeq and is a predicted model, not a curated record. The transcript has 3 exons.
AUGUGGAUUAGUAAUACAAUACGUGACAAAGGAGGAUACGACGACAGUUCAUCAAAAGGAAUCAUUGCACUAAAAACGUUUCCUGAUCAGCCAACUAUGUUGCUAAUUUGUGAUCCCCACUGUUUUGAAAUACAUGGCAGCCCAACUAUCGCUAAAUUGUGCAAAGGAAGGUGGUUACGAUGGUGCAAAGUUACUGAAUUGUCAGAAAGACACUUUUAUAAUUUGUGUUUGCCUUUAUGA